Molecule: messenger RNA, 4295 nt
Organism: Ahaetulla prasina
Lineage: Eukaryota; Metazoa; Chordata; Lepidosauria; Squamata; Colubridae
Product: cytochrome P450 2J5-like
Exons: 9
Coding region: 867-2339 (490 amino acids)
Biological process (GO): xenobiotic metabolic process
Cellular component (GO): intracellular membrane-bounded organelle; cytoplasm
Molecular function (GO): oxidoreductase activity, acting on paired donors, with incorporation or reduction of molecular oxygen, reduced flavin or flavoprotein as one donor, and incorporation of one atom of oxygen; iron ion binding; heme binding
Source: RefSeq, a predicted model, not a curated record
AAAAAGUUUUUUAAAAAAAAGUUCCGAAGAUCAGCUGUGCGAUGCACGAUCACUGGAACUUUUUUUUUCUUUUUAAAGCAUUUUUCACUACCAGUUCGGGCGAACUGGCCCGAACUGGUAGCAUUUCACCCCUGUUACAGAGUAUCCCUUGUCCUUGUGUGUUCAGGCUCCUAGGCAGCCCCCCUUAUCUACAGAGCAGGAUGUUCCUGUUGUAAACUGCCCUGAGUCCUUCGGGAGAUAGGGCGGUAUAAAAAUUUGAUUAAAUAAAAUAAAUAAAAUAAAUAAAUAAAUAACCAACUCCAAGGAUGUGCCUAGCUAGUUCUGAAGCAAAUUACAGAAGCGAGAAAAGGACACAAUUUUCUUACAGAGUGAAUUCCUAACAAAUGCUUCCUAACCAUAGCAAAGUGUUUCCCUGAAAAUAAGACCGGGUCUUAUAUUAAUUUUUGCUCCAAAAGAUGCAUUAGGGAUUAUUUUCUGGUUAGGACUUAUUUUGGGGGAAAUACGGUACUAAAUGCAUCCAUCUGGCUGACAAUCUUAACUGGGGCUUAUUUUGGGGGUAGGGCUUAUAUUACCAGCAUCCUGAAAAAUCAUGCUAGGACUUAUUUUCCGGUUGGCUCUUAUUUUCGGGAAAACAGGGUAGUACAAGCAAAUUCUUUAACAGAAGCAAAGAGCAAAGGUUAGAUUGAUUUGUGUCAAUAUGUACUUUCAGAAUAAAAACAAGAAAAACAACAAAGUCCCAAUCCCAGCUGCAGCUUUGAACGUGCAAUUAUCCAAUCUUAUCCCAGCAUUGAGGGGAAUAAACUUCCCCUUUGGCUUUUUGCUAGCAGCAAAGAAAGGAGGAAGGGAGCAUAUUCUUUGCUUUGAAUAUGGCUGUUUUCAGCUGGCUGAUCGUUCUCCUUUCCUUCUUAUUCUUCUGGUUUUGGAAAAACAAACGUCCCAAAGGUUUUCCCCCUGGGCCAUGGAGGCUGCCUCUGCUUGGGAAUCUACUUCAGUUCAAUAUGAGAGACCCUCUGAAGGGCUUGGAUCAGUUUGCAAAAAAAUAUGGUCCUGUCUUCUCUGUUUAUGUGGGAAGCAAACCUGUAGUUGUAACUCAUGGAUUUCCUUCCGCAAAAGAGGUCUUCAUGACAAAAGGCACAGAAUUUGCUGGGAGAUCAGACUUUUACAUUGUCGAUUUUACCACUAAGAAAAAAGGCAUAAUCUCACAGCCUUAUGGUGAAGUGUGGAAGGAGCAAAGGAGGUUUUCGCUGAUGCUUUUCAGAAACUUUGGCGUGGGAAAAAAUCUGAUGGAAGAAAGGAUCCUGGAAGAAGCAUCUUAUUUGAUUCAGGCUUUUACCGAGAACAUGAGGGUACCUUUUGAUCCUUAUGAGUUCAUCGACAGUGCGGCCGCCAACAUACUUUCCACCAUACUAUUUGGGAAACGUUUUGAAUAUGACAGCAACUACCUGAGAAGCCUGCUGGACCUGAUCCAUCAAAAUGUCAGACUGCCAGCAGGACCCUGGGCCUUGCUUUACAAUGCUGUGCCUUUGGUGAGAAAACUUCCCCUGCCCCAUCAGAAAAUCUUAACAAAUGCACAACAAACAUUUGCUUUGUUUGAAGAAGAAAUGGAGGAACACAAGGCAACCUUGACUCCUGGAGAACCUCGGGAUUUCAUUGAUGCAUAUUUAGAAGAAAUUCAGAAGCCGGAGAGAAAAGGUUCAAGUUUUGAAGAAGAGCAACUACGAGUCUUAUUGUUUGACCUACUCAUUGCUGGGACAGAGACAACAUCAGGAACACUGCAGUGGGCCUUCCUCUAUUUGGUGGCCUUUCCAGAGAUCCAAGAGAAAUGCUGGAAGGAAAUAGAUACAGUUCUGGGAAACAUGGCAAGACUGAAAUAUGAGGAUCGUGUAAGGUUGCCCUACACAAAUGCCGUCAUUCAUGAAAUCCAACGCAUAUCAAGUAUAGUUCCUCUUGGAAUAGCUCGUAAAACUAUUAAUGAUGUGCAACUUUUUGGAUACAAAAUUCCCAAGGACACCAUGGUUUUGAUCAAUAUCCAGUCUGCCCAUCACGAUGAAUCUCAGUGGAAGUUCCCACAUGAGUUCAACCCCUCCAACUUCCUGAAUGAAGAGGGAGACUUUGUGAAGCCGGAAGCCUUCUUGCCAUUUUCAGCAGGACCGAGAAUCUGCUUUGGGGAAAGCUUGGCACGGAUGGAGCUCUUCCUCCUCUUCACCAGCAUUGUCAGAAAUUUCCAGUUAUUGUGGCCAGAUAAAUCCCAAGCUCCAGAUUUCACACCACACUUUGCGGUUACCCAAUCCCCAUCCAGCUUCAAGGUGUUGCUGAAAUGCCGCCAGCUAAGUGGGUAGAUCGAAGUGAGGAUCUGCAAGGCCACUGAUUCAAGACCAUCCCAUUGUCUCCAACAGUGGUGGUCUUCUCUAUUUCAAAUUCACCACAAGAUCAUUUUCUAAAGAACAUAAAUAAAGGGUUAUCUUAUGCCACAUUUUCCAGUGGGUGAUGAGUGGAUGAUUAACACAUUUUUGGCUCAGUCUUUGUUAACAGUAAUGGCUCAUACCCAACAUUCCCCAAUCGUACCAACAAUGAGUACAACAACCUAACACAUAUAGAUUUCACAGAAGAUAAUGUUGAAAAAGCUCUUCACAAACUGAAACCAUCCCUAUCUAUUGGAACAGAUGGACUAUGUGCAUAUUUCUUAAAAAAGCUUUCCACUAAUAUAGCAGAACCCCUAAGCAUAAUCUUUGACAAAGCUUUCACUACCAGUUCCCUUCCCAAACUUUGGUCACUAACCACAUUCAUCCCUGUCUUCAAAAAAGGAGACCCCAGCCUAGCUGAAAAUUACAGACCAAUCUCUCUAUGCUGCGUCACUUGCAAAGUAAUGGAAUCUAUCAUCAACCAAUCCAUUACCCUCUACCUAGAAACAAACAACCUACUCUCUUAACAAACAAUUUGGUUUCAGAAAAAAAUUAUCAUGUAAUUUACAACUUCUUCACUGCAAAAACUAUGGACUACAAAUCUUGAUCAGGGCAAAGCAAUAGAUGCAAUCUACAUAGACCUCUGUAAAGCUUUUGACUUAGUGGUACAUGACAAACUUCUCCUCAAACUAAAAUUCUACGGCAUCUCUGGACCCCUCCACAAUUGGAUAACAGCUUUCCUGUCAAACAGACAACAAGUGGUCAAAAUUGGCAAUGCUCUAACAAACCCUGUUCCUGUCAAAAGUGGCAUUCUCCAAGGCAGUGUUCUUGGAUCAACACUCUUCAUAUUAUAAAUUAAUGAUUUCUGUGACCAUAUUACAAGUAAUUGUGUUCUCUUUGCUGACAAUGUCAAACUAUUUAACACCACCAACAAUACAGCUACCCUUCAAAAAGACCUUGACUUUGUAUCCGAUUGGUCUAAAACUUGGCAACUCUAAAUCUCAACCAGCAAAUGCUCAGUCUUACAUUUUGGAAAAAAGAACCUAAAUACUAAGUACAAGCUUGAUGCACAUUACCUUAAAGAUGACCAUCACCCAGUUAAAAACCUAGGAGUUUUCAUAUCAAAUGAUCUAAGUGCCAAAGCCCACUGCAACUACAUAGCAAAAAAGGCUUUCAGAGUUGUAAACUUAAUCUUGCGUAGCUUCUUCUCCAAAAACACUACACUACUAACCAGAGCAUAUAAAACAUUUGCUAGACCAAUUCUUGAAUACAGCUCGACUGUCUGGAACUCACACCUCAUUUCUGACAUCAAUACAAUUGAAUGUGUCCAGAAAUAUUUUACAAGAAGAGUUCUCCAUUCCUCUGAAUACAGCAAAAUACCUUAUGCUACCAGACUUGAAAUCCUGGGUUUAGAAAAUUUAGAACUACGCCACUUUGACAUGACCUGAGUUUAACUCAUACAAUCAUCUAUUACAAUGUCCUUCCUGUCGAAGACUACUUCAGCUUCAAUUACAACAAUACACGAGCAAACAAUAGAUUUUAGCUUAAUGGUAACCGCUCCAAUCUUGAUUGCAGAAAAUAUGACUUCAGAAACAGAGCUGUUAAUACUUGGAAUACGCUACCUGACUCUGUGGUCUCUUCCCAAAAUCCCCAAAGCUUCAACCAAAAACUGUCUACUAUUGACCUCACCCCAUUCCUAAGAGGUCUGUAAGGGGCGUGCAUAAGAGCACAAGCGUGCCUACCGUUCCUGUCCUAUUCUUUCCUCUCAUUAUAUCCAAUUAAUAUAGUUAUUACAUACUCAUGCUUAUAUAUAUGCUUAUAUAUUGUAUAGUUAUUUCAUGCUUAUGCUUAUAUAUACUGUAAGAUAAUAAAUAAAUAAAUAAAUAAACCUUG